GUGAAAUCAAACAUAACCUAAAAUAACAGUUUGUUUAUAUUUUGUUAUUUGUUUCUUUUAUUCAUCCUUAUCACUUUAUAUUCUGUAAAAUUGAAAAAAACUCUUUAUUAUUUUUACUCUUUAAUAACAUACCUUCAAUAAAAUGACAUACUUGAAUUAAUUUUUGUGAUAUACAUAAGAAAUAUAUGCCCCAAACUUUGUAAAUUAAUAACCCUAAAUAAGUGUACCUAGUUUAAAAUGUACCUCUCAACAUCCUCCUGUACUUUAUGUAAGGAACAUAUUACGAGUAAAGUGAAAUAUAACUUAAAAACGUCCACAGCGGAAAAGUCAAAUAAACCACUCCUGAAUUUUGUCGAAGUGUUCAACAAAAAUAUAAUUUUUUCACACUGCAAUAUAUGUGCCAACUGCUACAAGUUAAUCAACGAACUAGACGUUUUACAACAAAGAGAAAAGGAGAUUUUGGCUAUUUUAAAAAGAUAUGUUUGUUCUAAAGAAGGUAAUUCAGACAACUCAGUCGAAACCACAUCAGAAGCAGAGACAAAUACAGUUUAUGUGAAAGAAGAGAUUCAAUUACCUGAUGUGGAUCUUAAAAAUCUACCUAUUAAAAUAAAAAGGGUGCCACCUAAGCAAGAACAUACUUCCAGUGAUUAUGAUAUGAACAAUAUUUGUGACUUUGAUGAGUAUUUAUGUGAUAGCUUACUUACAAAUACAGCUACUGAUAAUGGGAAUGAUGCAUUUGAAAGAAUCCAGAAUUCAAUCAAAGAAGAUCUUUUCAGACAUGCUGCCGAGCAGCAAAACAAAACCAAGCCGUCAUCUGCCCUAUGUGAAAUUUGUGGGCAAAACUUUAAAUCGAAAAAUGGUUACGAAAAUCAUAUGAAAAAACACAACAGUGCAGAUGAUGACUUUAAGUUACUUACAUUGAAUAAGGGAGAAGAAGAGGAUUAUCAAUGUCCAAUAUGUGGAAAGGAGUUUAAUCAGAAGAUUUCAAAGAAAAGGCAUAUGGCCAUUCAUACAGGUGAAACUCGUUAUCAAUGUGAACACUGCGGCAAAAAAUUCAUACAUCAUAGCUCUUUUAACAUGCACAUGAAAAUCCAUGCAGGUGUGAGAAACUACAAAUGUACUCUCUGUCACCGUGAGUUCCUUAACAGCUCUCACCUAAAACGUCAUGUGCGUUCAUUACACAUCGGAGAAAAACGUUAUGCUUGCGACAUUUGCGGGAAGAAAUUCGGCGAACGGUAUAAUCUCGAAGCACAUAUACGUGUCCUCCAUAAGGAAAUUGAGGAAGAGCCGAUGGAGAAUUAUGUAGAGGAGGAAGUUACCGCUGUGAAUGAAAUGCCCAAUGUCAAGACGGAAUCUGCUACAGUGAUUUAUCAAUUACAGGAUGAUGGAACUUUUUUAGGUGGGGUUACUUUGUUGAAAAAUGACGCUGAGUUGGUCAACAGUGUGGUAGUGAGUGAUCCCAACAUUUUGUACUCUUUAUAAGUGGAUUUUAGAAUAUAAUUGUUUUUUUUUAACUUAAUGAUACCAAAUGAUAAUUUCGAUAGUUAUGCAUAAGUUUUUAUUUAUUUUUUUUUAAUUAAAGGAAGACAUCCAAUAAAAGGAAACACAAGUGAA
Molecule: messenger RNA, 1614 nt
Organism: Anthonomus grandis grandis
Lineage: Eukaryota; Metazoa; Arthropoda; Insecta; Coleoptera; Curculionidae
Product: zinc finger protein 681-like
Exons: 3
Coding region: 238-1482 (414 amino acids)
Biological process (GO): regulation of transcription by RNA polymerase II
Cellular component (GO): PcG protein complex; transcription regulator complex
Molecular function (GO): RNA polymerase II cis-regulatory region sequence-specific DNA binding; DNA-binding transcription factor activity, RNA polymerase II-specific
Source: RefSeq, a predicted model, not a curated record